AUGGCGUCGAGUAAGCGGCCGCCCGAGGAUGACUCGAAAUUGCCCACCUAUCGAUUAGUUGUGAUAGGAGAUGGUGGAGUCGGCAAGAGUUCACUCACUAUCCAGUUCUUCCAGAAGCAGUUUCUCGACUACUAUGACCCAACGAUCGAAGAUCAGUACAUUCAACAUUGUGAAGUUGACGGAAACUGGGUGAUCAUGGAUGUGCUUGACACGGCCGGUCAGGAGGAGUUUUCGGCGAUGCGGGAGCAGUACAUGCGAAACGGUCGGGGUUUCUUGUUAGUCUACUCCGUUACGGAGCGAAAAAGUCUUGACGAGGCCGUGAAACUGUACAGGCAGGUGCUGCGCGUCAAAGAUAGGACAGAAUAUCCAGUUUUACUCGUCGCUAAUAAGAUUGAUCUCACCAAUCAACGGGUAGUGACCGAAGCCGAAGGCCGCAAUGUGGCAGCCAGCCUCAAGCUUCCCUAUAUCGAAACGUCCGCUAAGGACCCACCAGUCAAUGUGGACAAUGCAUUUCAUGAAUUAGUACGGAUUGUGAAAAGUUUCCCGUCUGAUGAAGAUGAUGAAGAGAAUAGCAACAGUGUUUCACCAAAUCGAACAAAAUCGAAGAAAAAGAAAGGGAAACAGAAGUGCAUAAUAAUGUAAUUAUAUAGUUAUUCUAUUGAGUGUCUCUUUUUUUGUGUUUUCUUUUCUGUGCAGAUUUGCAAGUUUAUUCUUCUCCCCUUCCAUUUUUGACGAAAUUAGGCAGCUAACACUAAUCCCAGAACUGCUAGGUAGAUUUUCAUUUGUGGUCAAAAUCUACCUUUUUGAUCGUGGUGCGUAAAGAGCCGUACUUACCACCAUAUUUGAGAAUGUUUCAUAAUUCUAUUUCCUCUUUUUUAUAUCAAGUUCCUUGAUAUUUUUUCGCUAUUUAUUCUUUUUUUUUUCAAUCUUACUGUCGUAGUCCUACUAUUGAAUUGUGCUUGAUAUGAUUUCCAAUUUCGAGUUGUGAUAUAGAUGUGAACUUGCUUCCCAUUGGUGCUGAUUUUACAGUAAUUUUCUUGUCAUUUUCCAAUCUCCUACUCUACUUUGGAUACAACGCAUUAUGAAAAACGAAGGUUGUCUGCCAAUUACCCAGCACCCAAUACUUAAGCGGUCUUACGAUAACAUGCCCAGUAUUUUCACCGAUUUAUUUGCAUCACUUCCAUAAGUGCCUACAUUCUCUCCCAUGCGAUUCCUCAUGCAUUUUUGCGAUUUUUCUUUGCAUUUAUGUUAGUCUUAUUUUCAACAUUGAAGAAGUUGAUAUUAUUUGCCAAAUUCAGCGAUUCGAGUGCCUUAUGAUAAAUUUUUCGUACAUAC
This is a messenger RNA of Cylicocyclus nassatus, 1335 nucleotides long. The record is from the annotation of a GenBank genome assembly. NCBI's taxonomy places the organism in Eukaryota, Metazoa, Nematoda, Chromadorea, Rhabditida, Strongylidae.